Penicillium griseofulvum is the source of this 3354-nucleotide messenger RNA. RefSeq names its product peroxidase/cytochrome P450 family protein. The transcript is spliced from 3 exons. Gene Ontology annotation, biological process: response to oxidative stress. The coding region runs from base 1 to 3354 and encodes 1117 amino acids. The record is from RefSeq and is a predicted model, not a curated record. Gene Ontology annotation, molecular function: iron ion binding; oxidoreductase activity, acting on paired donors, with incorporation or reduction of molecular oxygen; monooxygenase activity. Lineage: Eukaryota; Fungi; Ascomycota; Eurotiomycetes; Eurotiales; Aspergillaceae.
AUGUUAAGGAGACUCUCUACCCAAUUCAAGCGGUCUAAGGACUCCAAGGACCCCAAAGACUCCAAUGGUGACACGGAGUCCAAGAGCACAGACAAGAGCAGCAAGCGCAUGUCGAAGGUCUCGCCAACUCGGAAGUCCACUUCUACUCAGGAGGAAAAGCACGUUGUGAAGCGCUCCGAGGUUGUUGCAGUGUUCGAGAGGUAUGCGCAAGCAAUUCACGCUUCGCAAGAUCCUCUGCCCAACCAGACCAGUGAUGGCGCCUACUUGAAGCAUGACAAGUCGUCCGGUCUCAUCAAUGACAUCAAGGCACUGGGAUUCCGUGAUAUCGGCACUGUCAAAGACCUCAUUGCGACCAAAACCUCCGGCGAACUUAUUGAUGACAAGACCUACUUGAUGGAGCGCAUAAUCCAGAUGGUUGCGGAUUUGCCCGGUAACUCCAAGAACCGUACUGAGCUCACCGGUUUGUUCCUGGAUGAUCUAUGGAACUCCAUUCCUCACCCGCCUCUUUCUUACAUGGGAGACGACUACAAAUAUCGCUCAGCUGAUGGCUCAAACAACAACCCUACCCUCCCGUGGUUUGGAGCUGCCAACACUCCAUACUGUCGCACCAUUCCUCCCCUGACCAUUCAACCCAGCGGAUUGCCUGACGCCGGCCUGAUUUUUGAUACCCUCUUUGCUCGUCAGGAGUUCACUCCGCACCCCAACAAGGUCUCCAGUGUUUUCUUCGACUGGGCCUCUUUGAUUAUUCACGAUAUUUUCCAGACCGACUACCGCGAACAGCACCUCAAUAAGACUUCUGCUUACCUUGACUUGUCCAUUUUGUACGGUGAUGUCAAGGCGCAACAGGAUCUGAUCCGCUCCCACCAGGACGGAAAGCUGAAGCCCGAUUGCUUCUCUGAGGGUCGUCUGCAGGCCCUUCCUGCCGCCUGCGGUGUUCUGCUGGUUAUGCUGAACCGGUUCCAUAACCACGUUGUUACCCAGCUGGCUGAGAUUAACGAGAAUGGUCGAUUCAGCAAGCCCCGGCCUGGUCUGUCCGAAGAGGACACCAAGAAGGCUUGGGCCAAGCGUGAUGAGGAUCUGUUCCAGACCGGUCGCCUUAUUACUUGCGGUCUGUACAUCAACAUCACUCUGUAUGAUUACCUGCGCACUAUUGUCAACUUGAACCGCACCAACUCAACCUGGUGCUUGGAUCCUCGCGCUCAGGCGGAGAAGGCCGGUUCCACUCCUGCUGGUCUCGGCAAUCAGUGCUCUGUCGAGUUCAACUUGGCCUACCGUUGGCACUCGACUAUCAGUCAGGGCGACGAGAAGUGGAUUGAGCAGAUCUAUUAUGACCUUAUGGGCAAGCCUGCCGAGCAGGUCACUAUGCCUGAGCUACUGAUGGGUCUGAAGAAGGUGGAGGGUAUGCUCGAGGCUGAUCCCGCCAAGCGUACCUUCGCCCGCCUACAGCGUAACGAGGAUGGAUACUUCGAUGACGGAGAGCUUGUCAACAUUCUGACCCAUGCCACCGAAGACGUGGCUAGCUCUUUCGGUCCCCGAAACGUACCCAAGGCCAUGCGCUCUAUCGAGAUCCUCGGUAUCGAGGCUUCGCGUAGAUGGAACGUCGGUUCUCUUAAUGAGUUCCGUAAGCACUUCGGUCUGAAGGCUUACGACACUUUCGAGGAAGUCAACUCCAACCCUGAGAUCGCUAAUACUCUCCGCCACCUCUACGACCACCCCGACUACAUUGAGCUGUACCCCGGUAUCGUCUCCGAGGAGGCCAAGGAGCCCAUGAUCCCUGGUGUCGGUAUCGCCCCGACCUACACCAUCUCCCGUGCUGUGUUGUCGGAUGCCGUUGCCCUUGUUCGCGGUGACCGCCACUACACCAUUGACUACAACCCCCGUAACCUAACCAACUGGGGUUACAACGAGUGCCGCUACGACCUCAACAUCAACCAAGGUUGUGUCUUCUAUAGACUGGCCACGCGCGCCUUCCCCAACUACUAUAAGCCUGACUCCAUCUACGCCCACUACCCUAUGACCAUCCCUAGCGAGAACCGCAAGAUCAUGAAGGAUUUGGGCCGUGAGCAGGAUUACUCCUGGGAUAAGCCCGCCUUCACUGAGCCUCGAGUCAACCUGACCUCGCACCAGAAUGCCAAGCUGGUCCUUGAAAAUCAACAAGACUUCCGUCCCAGCUGGGCCCGCUCCAUGUCUAAGCUCUUCGGCAAGGGCGAGUUCGACACCAAGCAGCGGGAGGCUAUCGCCAAGGCUCUCAACACCGAGGAGUUCCCCAAGCUUGUCAAGACCUUCUACGAAGACAUCACCGAGCGUCUGAUUACCGAGAAGGGUGGUCAGCUAGGCAAGAUCAACCAGAUCGACAUCACUCGCGAUGUCGGCAACCUAGCCCACGUCCACUUCGCCUCUAGUCUCUUCGGCCUUCCCCUGAAGACCGAGCGAAACCCGCAGGGUCUGUUCACCGAGCACGAGAUGUACAUGAUCCUCUCCACGAUCUUCUCCGCACUCUUCUUCGACAUCGACGCUCCACGCUCGUACGCCCUGAACCGCGCCGCCUCCGCAGUCUCCACCCAGCUCGGCCAGGUCGUCGAGGCUACCGUCAAAGCCGACACGAACAGCGGUCUCUUCGCCGGUAUCAUGGACAGCUUCCGCCCACACGACAACGCCCUCCGCGAGUUUGGAACCGAAGCUAUCCGCCGCAUGAAGGAGGCCGGCUCCAGCGCCUCCGAAAUCACCUGGUCUGCCAUCGUCCCGACGAUUGUAGGCCUAGUCCCCAGCCAGGGCCAGGUCUUCACCCAGAUCAUCGAGUUCUACACUGCGCCCGAGAACAAGAUCCAUCUGGCUGAGAUCAACCGCCUCGCCAAGUCCGACUCUGCCGAAUCGGACGAGAAGCUGUACCGCUACUGUCUGGAGGCCAUUCGUCUGAACGGCACCUUUGGCGCAUUCCGCGAGGCCAAGGAAGCUGUCACUGUCGAGGAAGAUGGCAAGACCCACACCAUUCAGCCCGGUCAGCAGGUCUUCGCCUCCUUCAACCAGGCCAAUCACGACCCCAGCGUCUUCCCUGAGCCAACCCAGGUCCAGCUUGACCGUCCUCUUGAUUCAUAUAUCAACCACGGCCAGGGUCCCACCACUGGCUUCGGCGAGCAGAUUACUAAGAUUGCGCUCAUUGCUAUGCUGCGUGUCGUCGGUCGUCUGCAGGGUCUUCGUCGUGCUCCAGGUGCUCAGGGCCAGCUUAAGAAGAUCCCACAGGAGGGCGGAUACUCCGUUUACCUCCGCAGUGACGGAACUUCUUACUCUGCAUUCCCCAUGUCGCUUAAGUUGCACUGGGAUGGACCCUUCGAGCAGAAGGCUGCGUCUUCCUGA